CGACGGUCGCUUCUACCCCAAGGUUCAGCUCCGGUGAGAAAUUCGUUCACUGUCCACUCGCGGAUCGAACACUCGAUCGACCGCUCCACGCGUUGGGCGGGGCACGUCACAACGCAAUUUAGCUUCGGCUUUGGAGCUGCUCGGUGCUGACUUUCUCCUUAUCGUCGGCCUCUAUUACGUGCAGUGUCUUCGUCCCUCUCUGUGUCUGGAUACCGGCCACCUCUCGCUCCUCCGAACGCGUUCACCGGGUUACUCACUCUUCUCCACAUCCUCAGAGCUCCUUGCCUAGCGAUCACCCCCACGCUCGGCAAACACAACUCAAUAGACCUCAUCCCCUACACAAGACUCAACCCAAGAUGCGGAUGACCGACAUGGGACCCAUGGAGACCCCGAGCUACGGCAGUCCCAAUCGGAUGCACGUGCUGGCUAACGGCGAUAUCGUGGACUGCGGACGUCUGCCACAGACAGCGCGCAACAAUCUCUACAAGACUGAGCUCUGCAAGCACUUCACGGAAAACGGAAGCUGCCGGUACGGCUCCAAGUGCCAGUUCGCGCACGGCGAGGAAGAACUGCGUGGCGUGCUACGUCACCCCAAGUACAAGACCACGCGCUGCAAGGCCUUCAUGUCCACGGGCAAGUGCAUGUACGGUUCACGCUGCCGCUUUAUCCACACCCGGCACCCAGGCGACGAGGACCAGCGGUUCGUCGACUACGGCAGCAGCGAUCUGUCCAGCACCGCCAGCGAGUCGGACGACCAGGAGACACACUCCAAGGACCUGUUGGUGAACCCGUACGGCAACGUACUGGAGCCUAUCGACUUGUCCGUUCCUUUCGGCGGCUUCAACCAGCAGAUGUCAUUGGCACCUCUGUCUGGCUUGUCGCCUCCCAAGCCCGAGUUCGACUCGUACCUGAGUCGCGACCCGUUCCUAGACUAUUCGUUCCAGAGCAGCGACCUCGGCAGCUUCGGCCUUCGAAGCAGCACCACCAGCAACUGCAGUGGCGACGCGCUGAACGCCAUGUCGCCUCGCUCGGCGAGUAGCACCGAGUCUGCGACUUCCAAGUUCUCGCGCUUAUCCAUUUUCCAGCGUAUUUGCCGCGAGGACGAAUAGAGAGGGCGGCAGUGAGCCACGCCACCAGCCAGCUCCGUCCUCGUCCAGCAUCAUAAUUUAUCAGACGACCCAAGUGCACAAAAAUUGAGAGUGAAGUGGCGUGACGACACAAGCAAAAGAAUCCUGGCUUCGACGUCAUCGCUGGCUGGCGACGAGAGCCCCCAAGUAUAACUGCGUCAGUGGAUUGACGGCAGCCUCGUUUUUCGUUUCCCCCCCCCAACCCGGAACAAUUUUUUUAAAAAAAAAAAACGUUUUUUUUAUUGACAUAAACUCAAGUGUACAUCUACAAACGGCAUUUGUUGCUUCGAGUUUGGAUUGACGAGGCUCACCUAGACAUAUUCAAUUUGAUUAAGCAGUGUAGAUCGUGUCUUGUCAAUAGAUCGGAUGAUGAAAAAACU
Phytophthora nicotianae INRA-310 is the source of this 1507-nucleotide messenger RNA. RefSeq lists its product as hypothetical. Gene Ontology annotation, molecular function: metal ion binding; mRNA binding. The coding region runs from base 357 to 1109 and encodes 250 amino acids. The record is from RefSeq and is a predicted model, not a curated record. The transcript has a single exon. NCBI's taxonomy places the organism in Eukaryota, Oomycota, Peronosporomycetes, Peronosporales, Peronosporaceae.